This is a messenger RNA of Limulus polyphemus (Atlantic horseshoe crab), 2751 nucleotides long. RefSeq names its product protein FAM43A-like. The transcript has a single exon. NCBI's taxonomy places the organism in Eukaryota, Metazoa, Arthropoda, Merostomata, Xiphosura, Limulidae. The coding region runs from base 381 to 1298 and encodes 305 amino acids. The record is from RefSeq and is a predicted model, not a curated record.
CGAGUGGACGCGUAAGUACUUUUAUUAACCUUGCGUAUUUGACCUAAAACGUGCAAUCAGUGCUAGCUCUAUAAUAAGUUUAAUGAUUUAUUUUAUUUUUUAGUCCCUCGGUAAUGUUCAGUUGACUCUAUUUAACUUAUCUACGUUUGUGACAAGAAAGUGAAGAUGGUUAUGUAUACAUAGCUUCUACAAGGAAGGAAGGAGUUAAGCAAGCGUCCGGUCAUAACAAGGAAAAUUCGCCGAAUUUCAAGAACACUUCCGGCUGAAACAAAGUGCAGACCUAAUGUUAACAACAGUAGGAACGAUUUUUUUUCUCCAUUAAGUAAGCUAUAUCGUAAAUAAAUACGUAGUGUUCAGUUGUUUACUCUACAACGAAUAUCAUGUCCAUUUCACUACCCUUCUCUACGUCCCACAUUAAACUGAAACUAAAAUUCUGGGGUAAACGUUCCAUUUCCAUCAAUGAAUAUGACUCUACUUAUAAAGCAGUGUAUCUAGGGAAUGUGGUCACGCCCUGGGGCAAGGGUGACACGUACGUGGAUAUGGCCUUAGCCACUCUGUGGAGUAACUAUCAUACUAACGUUAAGCAGGAUAUUUACAUGACACUAACCGUGUGUAACUCAGGACUGAAGGCUAUGACCAAGGAAUACGGACUGACAGAAUAUUGGGCUAAUCGCAUCACCUACUGUGUGGCCCACCCUCACUACCCGCGGGUGUUCUGUUGGGUGUACAGGCACGCAACUUAUCGCCUUAAUCAAGAACUUCGUUGCCACGCCAUCUUGUGCGGUAAGGAAGAAAAAGCUCAGAUAAUGGUGAAUCAACUGAAUCUCAAGCUGACUGAUGCUCUUCAGGAAUUCAGACGGGAAAAGCUUAGCCGACAAAAAACUCGAUUGUCAGUAACCAACUCCGCAUCUGUUCUCCCAACCAUGCCACGUCGGAAACAGCUGCUCAUCACGGGGACAACUAACUUCCGGCCCCCUUUAGGACGAGUAAGAAGUGCCCCAAAACUUUCUUCGAUAGAAGAGUUGGAAGAAGAAGAAGAAGAUGAUGAGGAUUCGGAAUUUGAAGAUCUUCUGGCCUCUGACUCGGUCAUUUCGGAUCUCGAGUCAUCGGUGGAUGUGCUGUCAGAUGAUUUUAGUUCUAUGUCCGAUCAGUUCUCAGGUGCUAUGCAACUGAGUGACACAAGUGCUGAGGAAGUGAUAUACACCAACGACCCAAAGUCACCAAACUCUAUGGACGGAGCUCAAGCGAACAGUGACAACUUUUCAACCGAAUCUGGUUAUUCAGAGAACAACGAAUGAGGUUCAGAACUGUAACCUUUCGUUAAGUGUUGUCUUAAGAAAAAAAUGCAAUAAUCAUCAGUCCUAGUUCUGCAGGUAAUAAACACUGAAAACCAAAUGAAACAAACAGCAAAAACUAAAAAAUUUCAACUGUUUCAAAAAUCUUCUAUGAAGAAUAUCAAAUUAAACUUAAUUAAGAAGCACCACAACGUUAAAGGUGCGCAACAAUUUAUUUCAAAGGCACCAGGACCAACAUGUUUGGGAGAUAUUUCACCCUGUCUUCACCAGGAAGAGUCCUUUGAAACAUGGUGAGCUUGGCGUAGUAGUAUUCUACCGCACCAUCACCAGGAAAUCCAUAAAACACGUUGAGCCUGGUGCCUUUUUAAUACAUUAUUAUGCACUUUUAACGUUAUGGCGCUUUUCAAUUCAGUUAACUCGUGCACAAGGAUCAUCUUUUGCCAUAGUUAAGUUAUCAAGUAUUUGGAGUUUUUGAAAUAUUUUAAACUAUUUAUUGUUUUUCCCUUUUUAUUUUUAGGAGUUUAGUGGGAUGAGAAGUAGUACUGAUAACCCACGAACCUUUUCUGUCUCUUGUUUACAUCUUGACUGAAAACGACUUGUCAUUAAUUUAUUUGGUCUGAAACAAUAAUAUUCAUAACUCGUUAUGCUUAGGAAGCUUCUUCAUUUUGAAAUUAAUCUUUCUUUUACAAAGUAUAAAAAUUACUUUACCCUCAUAUUGGAGAGACAAAAAAAAAAAGGAUUUCACUUGUUUUGUUGCAAUCUCAAGACCAAGGAGAAAUACGGGUUCCGAUUCCCCGCGGCAGACAGAGCGCAGGUAGUCCAUUAUGUAGUUUUGGGCUAAACGAAACAGAUAAAAACAUCUAAAUAAAGCUAUUCUAAAUUAAUGCUUUAUCAACCAAACGCGACUAAAUAAAAACUUAUUCAUAAUUAAUUGAUUAUUUGGAUUUCAAUGUUAAGCCUUACUAUGUGCUAUGUUUUAGCGUAAAGCUACACAAUGGGCUAUAGGCGUUGUGUCUACUGCUGGGAGAUGAAGUUUUCUAAAGAACUAAAACUAAAUAGGAAGAAAACUCAAAGUUUAAAAUGUGUUAGAUUUACCACGUCUCUACAUAUUUAUUUAAAAUAUAAGUAGCUUAUAAGACAGACUGAAAUAAUCAAAUUAUAUUCUUUUUUUUCUUCUAAAUUAUCAAGACAUUUGUGACAAAAUAUUAAUCUGUCAAAUCUUAUUCUGUAGUCAGAAGCAUAAAAAGUAUAUGUACAUAGUUUUAAUUUUGACAAAGCCAGGAGUUCCAAUUUUUCCCAUUUACUGACUGUAACUUGACUUUAUUUGAUUAUGUUUGUUCGUGAUAUCCCAAUCUACAUCUGUUUAUCAAUUGCACAUUACGCUCCUCUAUCAUCUGCUUGUUCGUUGCUUACAGCACACUACGCUCCUCUAUCAUCUGCUUGUUCGUUGCUUACA